AUGGUUUCGCGGCAACCUGACUCUGUGCCAGACUUCCUGGUAGUUGUGGCAAAGCACCUAAGCGAUGCUUCGUUUACAAAAGUGCGCACUCAGUGGGAGUACUUCAUGGUAUUUCUGGCGGAAGCUACGUGCAAGAAAGAGAAUGUGGAAGUGGGAGAGUGGGCGUUGUCUACACAAGGUACAUGCCUAUUCUACCGAAGUAACCACCUUCCGUGUCAACACUUGAUGUACAUUGGUGACCGCGUUCACCGGUUCAAGUGUCUCUCGGCAUUUACGGUUGCUCCACGCUGGGAUAUGCUGGAAAUGGCGGCAAUGGAAAAGGCGUUUCAAGCUGGUAUCGAUUCACUCCGGGUUGUCCAAACUUCGAUGAAAGUAGCCAGCGAUGCAUUCGAUGCGGUCCAACCGGAGGGGCCUGCUUCAACAUUAUCAGCAACACGACCGAGAUGUGCAACACACGAAGCAACACGCGAAGCAACACAGUUGAAAGGAGAGCUAGGAGAUGCCAAAACGACACGACCGCGCGUAAAACCGAAACACCGAGUCAUCUACGUGAAGUUGCGUCGCCGCGAGCGAGCAAAUGUUGUUGUUAUGUCGGCCGAGGAGAAGUACUGCUAUGCAAAAGCAGUAUUCGAGCCCGUGAUGGAGCGUCUAUCAGGUCUGUCGAGUCCUGCUUUCUGCACAGCAUUGCAGGCCUGGAAGGAACUGGUUCAACGUGGUCUACGUGAAGGUGUUGGAGGUGGAUCCGUAUCAGAUACAACGACUUCGCCAGACAAGGACGACGAAACAGACAAGUCCAAUGUAUCUGAUGCCGCAUCGGGCAUUGAGCCCAUGGAACUUAUCGAUACGAUUGAUUUUAUGCGGCAGAUGGAACCACUAAAUGCUACCCAGACAGGUGAAGGCGUCAUACACAAAUUUGCGAUGACAAAAGAACCAACACCGAGUGCAACACAAACAUUGAAUGUGUGUACUUCACAUGUUGGUUGUCGUGGAAAUGUGGUGAAGCGCCAGUUGGCUUUCACGAAUAAGAAAACUGAUUGA
This is a messenger RNA of Phytophthora nicotianae INRA-310, 1038 nucleotides long. RefSeq lists its product as hypothetical. The coding region runs from base 1 to 1038 and encodes 345 amino acids. The record is from RefSeq and is a predicted model, not a curated record. The transcript has a single exon. Lineage: Eukaryota; Oomycota; Peronosporomycetes; Peronosporales; Peronosporaceae.